Messenger RNA from Cydia strobilella, 684 nucleotides. RefSeq lists its product as uncharacterized. Gene Ontology annotation, molecular function: fucosyltransferase activity. Gene Ontology annotation, cellular component: membrane. Bases 42 to 590 code for a protein of 182 amino acids. Lineage: Eukaryota; Metazoa; Arthropoda; Insecta; Lepidoptera; Tortricidae. The transcript has 4 exons. The record is from RefSeq and is a predicted model, not a curated record.
AUAAUUCCUCACUGACCCAAUAUUUACUGUUCAUUUCAACUAUGACCGUAAUGUUCGUAUUAAAUGCACGUAGUUGGCCACAUACUACAAAAAGUCAGCUAGUACCAGUACCAGUGACAAAUUAUAAUACGGAGGAAUAUCAGAUUAUCGUCAAAAACUUUUUUGAAGUUCGAAAGGAAUGGACGACAUCUAAUUUGGGAACAUAUUUAUUUAAACAUGGGAUUAAACUUGAUAAUAUCGCAUGGAAUAAAAGCUUGCAUGGCGUCUUUAAUGUUCUCAUAUGGGAGCAUUGGGAAUGGCUAAAGCGUAGACACAUUGGUGGAUUUAUUGAACACGACAAUAACCCUUUAUACGGAUGCAGCGUAUCCAACUGCCAAUUUUCAGGAGAUACAAAUAUCUCAUCCGCAGAUGCUGUUGUGAUACAUAUACAGAAAGGGCUUAUACCUAAAGUGGCAAGUCGUAAUCUACAUCAGUUAUGGAUAUUUUGGGUAGACGAGUCUCCAAGAAACACUUUUUCUUUGUCAAAAAAGCCUCCCAGUUUCAAGGAGUUGUCUAAUAUUUUCAAUUGGUCCAUGACAUACAGAUUCUGAUGUACCAAUUCCUUAUGGACGUACUGUACCUCUGUUACAUCCGAAGACUCACAAUUUAAGAUUGGAAAACAUCGACCAUAAUUCAACAAAUACG